Messenger RNA from Cydia pomonella (codling moth), 2105 nucleotides. RefSeq names its product FMRFamide receptor-like (gene FMRFaR). The transcript has 9 exons. NCBI's taxonomy places the organism in Eukaryota, Metazoa, Arthropoda, Insecta, Lepidoptera, Tortricidae. Gene Ontology annotation, molecular function: G protein-coupled receptor activity. The record is from RefSeq and is a predicted model, not a curated record. Gene Ontology annotation, cellular component: membrane. Gene Ontology annotation, biological process: G protein-coupled receptor signaling pathway. Bases 574 to 1983 code for a protein of 469 amino acids.
GUAUUUGCGAAAGAUUCGGACAAUAAAACUUCGACUAAAAGGCAGAAUAUCCCCAAAAUCAUUCAAUAUAAUAAAUUAAUGAAUAAACUCCACUGAAAUAUCUAUCCCAUAUCUCUUAGUUCGCACAGCUCGUAUCUCGGGAGUCCCGUCAGAUCCGCCGCGACCGCCGCGCCGAGCGCGCGUAGUGAGUGUGUGUGUGGGACUGUGCGUGGUUUACGGAUUGCGAGCCGACCAGAGGAUCAUCUCUCAAAAGGUACAGAUAGAUUUACAAGUGCCAGCAUCGAAAAUCAUCAACUAUUAUCGUAGCUCAAGAGCAUCACUUCAAAGCUGACAAAUAUAGUGUAAUUAAACACACCGAGCGAGGCCUUCCAGUGAGACGAGGCAGGCAGUCAUCAUAAGUUACAAUCUUUCAUGAGGUACUAAGACGGUAUCUCAGCAAUGACGAGUGAAGCGACUUGAUUUCUUCAACAAUUGCAAAACUACUCGGAAGUUCGUACGAAGCGCUCUCGUAGCGCGGCGGGAGCGGGCGCGGCAGCGACAGCGGGCGCGGCAGCGGGCGCGUGCCAUGCCGCGAUGAGCGGCGACGGCCGCAACGGCACCAACGGCACGCUCGAGUGCGACUCGGACGCCGACGUGUCCGAGUCCGACAAACUGUUCCGAUUUGUCGUGCACGGCGUGCUGCUGAAUGUGGUAGGCUGUGGGGGGCUGCUGGGCAAUGCGCUGUGCGUGGCCGUGCUCAGCCGGCCACAGAUGCGCUCAUCGAUAAACUGCCUGCUGGCCGGGCUCGCGGCCGCCGACGCAGCCCUCCUGGUGGCCAGCGUGCUGCUGUUUGGGCUGUCGGCCGUGUUCCCGUACACGGGCCGCCUGCGCUACUACUACUACCACAUCUGCCCGAGGCUCGCCCCGCUGGCGUACCCGCUGGCGCUGGUGGCGCAGACCAUGUCGGUGUACCUGACGCUGGUGGUGACGGCGGAGCGCUGGGUGGCGGUGUGCCGGCCGCUGCGCGCGCGCGCGCUGUGCACGCCGCGCCGCGCCCGCUUCGCUGUCGUCGGUGUCGCUAUAUUCGCGUUUGCCUAUAACGCGCCCAAGUUUCUUGAGGUGGAAGUGGUUCGCAUCCCAGCGCUGGGCGAGGGCGCGGACAACGAGGAGGACGCCAUAUACUGCGUGGCAGCGGCCGAGUUCCGCAGCGAGCUCUACGUGGCCGUGUACGUGCACUGGCUCUACCUACUCGUCAUGUACGCCGUACCCUUCACCGCGCUCGCGGUGCUCAACGCAGCCAUCGUGCGACAGGUGAACACUAGUGAUACGUCACACCUACAGCGGCCAGCCCUACGUGGCCGUGUAUACGUGCACUGGCUCUACCUGCUCGUCAUGUACGCCGUGCCCUUCACCGCGCUCGCCGUGCCCAACGCGGCCAUCGUGCGACAGGUGCGUCGCGCGCAAGCGGAGCGGGCGCGGCUGUCCCGCUCGCAGCGACGCGAGCUGUCGCUCGCCACCAUGCUGCUGGUCGUCGUGCUGGUCUUCUUCCUCUGCAACUUGCUGCCGCUCGUCACAAACUCCUUCGAGGUGUUUCUUGGUUCGGAGCUGGAACGGCUGGACGCGCUGGUGAAGACCUCCAACCUGCUCGUAACUAUCAACUCCUCUGCCAAUUUCCUCAUCUACGUGCUCUUCGGCGAUAAGUUCAAGCGCGUUUUUCUCGCCACGUUCUGUCGGCCGGCGCUGGCCUGGCUGCCGUGCAUCCGCCGGCGCGAGGAGUCGCCCGAGAACACUAGAGACGACUCCUGCGCGUCGGGCCCCGAGAGGCUGAGCCUCCGCGUGUCCCUGGCCCGGGACACGACCCUGCGCCGCUCGGGCCCGCGCCGGCCGCGCCCGCGGCGCCCGGAGCCGGCGCCGACCGUGUACUACCCGGCCACGCCCUCCUCCUCGAUCACGACCCUCCCCAACGACUUGCCGCAUAACGGUCACGCGCGUGACCACUUCUAGACUGUGCUCAAGUGUUAGAGACGGCGCUUUGGCGCUGGGACUCUUUAGUAAUGUUAUCUGUGAUUCGCUGUACGCGUUUUAGAACGAGAUUGUCUCGGUUAAAAUAAAGGUUCAUCGAUGUA